Candidozyma duobushaemuli is the source of this 1614-nucleotide messenger RNA. RefSeq lists its product as uncharacterized. The record is from RefSeq and is a predicted model, not a curated record. Gene Ontology annotation, molecular function: transmembrane transporter activity. The transcript has 3 exons. Lineage: Eukaryota; Fungi; Ascomycota; Pichiomycetes; Serinales; Metschnikowiaceae. Gene Ontology annotation, cellular component: membrane. Gene Ontology annotation, biological process: transmembrane transport. The coding region runs from base 1 to 1614 and encodes 537 amino acids.
AUGGGUGUCGUUGCAGUCAAGAAACAGCACGAGAAGGGAUCCACCGUUCCUACCAAGGCGGAGGAGAAGGAGCUCCACAACAUCAAUGUGGAGGAGUUUUCUUUCGAUAGCGAGUCGCAGGCCGAUUCUCUCGUUUCCAAUCCUUUCAAAGACCCCGUUGUUGCAAAGUUCUACGGUGACUUGUACGAAAGAGUCGAGUACGAAUGCCGUCUGGCUUUCGAUCCAGAGAUGGAGUGGGCCGAGGAGGAGGAGAAGAAGAUCGUCAGAAAGUUGGACUGGCGUGUCGCUCUCAGUGCAUGCAUCAUGUUCGUUGGUUUGCAAAUCGAUAGAGGCAAUUUGGCCCAGGCUGUGGUGGACGACUUGUUGCCUGAAUUGGGCAUGAACACAAACGACUACAACACGGGUAACACGAUUUUCCUUGUGGCCUUUUUGUUGGCGGAAUUGCCCUCGCAGUUGAUUUCCAAGAAGCUCGGUCCAGAUAUCUUCAUUCCCAUCCAGAUGAUCUCGUGGUCCAUUGUGGCAGCCUGCCAGGGUGCCAUGACCAACAAAGCCGGGUUUUACGUUUGCAGAGCGCUUAUUGGUGUUUUGGAGGGCGGUUUCAUCGCCGACUUGGUCUUGUGGCUUUCGUACUUCUACACAUCCAAGGAGUUGCCGCUUCGGUUGUCGAUGUUCUGGACGUCGCUUUCGCUUACCCAGAUUUUCACCUCCCUCUUGGCCUUUGCCAUUUUGAGAAUGAGAGGCGUCCACGGCUUGUCCGGGUGGAGAUGGCUUUUCAUCAUCGAGGGCAUUUUCACCUUUUGCAUCGGCCUUCUGGCCUUCUACCUUAUGGUUCCCUCGGCCGUUCAGACCAAAAACAAGCUCCAUCCGAAAGGCUGGUUCACCGAAAGAGAGGAGAAGAUUGUCGUCAACAGAGUCCUCAGAGACGACCCUUCCAAGGGUGACAUGCACAACAGACAGGGCUUGUCGAUUAAGAUGAUCGCCAAGGCCGCCUGGGACUACGACUUGUGGCCCAUCUACGCCAUUGGCUUUUUGGCCUACAUUCCUCAGAGCACCAUCCAGCCGUACAUGACGUUGGCGAUGAACUCGCUUGGAUUCGACCGUUUGAUCGCGGUGAUCCACAUUAUUUUCUUGAUUGCAUUGACGUGGUUUUCCGAGUAUGUCAACGAGCGUUCGCUUGUCUCGUUGGCCUUGCCGAUUUUGACGGUUCCGUUCAUGGCUGCCAUCAGAUGGUGGCCUGGAAGCAUGAAGAACGCCUGGGUCACCUGGUUUUUGGUCACCAUGGUGUUGGCUGCUCCGUACAUCCACGCUAUUUGUGUGGCGUGGGUUUCCAGAAACUCCAACUCCAUUCGGUCCCGUUCCGUGUGUUCAGCAUUGUACAACAUGACCGUGCAAAUCGGCAACAUCGGUGCUUACAAUAUCUACAGAGAAGACGACAAGCCUUUGUACCGCCGAGGCAACACGCAGCUUUUCAUUAUUGCGUGUAUGUACUAUAUCUGGAGAAACAAGCAGAGAGACCAGAUAUGGAACGCCAUGAGUGCCGAGGAGCAGGAGGAGUAUGUUAGAACGACGACAGACGAGGGCAACAAGCGUCUUGACUUUCGGUUUGACCAUUAG